Messenger RNA from Thalassophryne amazonica, 2779 nucleotides. It is a transcript of the gene spsb3a, whose product is annotated as splA/ryanodine receptor domain and SOCS box containing 3a. Gene Ontology annotation, molecular function: protein binding. Gene Ontology annotation, biological process: proteasome-mediated ubiquitin-dependent protein catabolic process. The transcript has 7 exons. Gene Ontology annotation, cellular component: SCF ubiquitin ligase complex. The coding region runs from base 220 to 1335 and encodes 371 amino acids. The record is from RefSeq and is a predicted model, not a curated record. NCBI's taxonomy places the organism in Eukaryota, Metazoa, Chordata, Actinopteri, Batrachoidiformes, Batrachoididae.
GGUCAUGAAACCGGAAGUGAAGCUAUGUAGCAUCGGUCACCUGUCGUGCAUCAGUAAACUAAUAUUUUGUAAUUUUAUAACUUUUUUCUUCUUUUGUAACAACGUCGUUUGAGUACUAUGACUUAUUGCACGUGAAUGGUUAUUCUGAACAACAAACAGCAUCUGGGCAGGAGUACAGCAGACUGGCAGACUUUUCUCUGGUCAGACUGAGUAACUACCAUGUCCAGGCGAAGCAGGAACAGUUGUGCAUGGCAGUAUGUUUGGGGCGGCAUACGACGAGACGCUGAUGCCCGGGCACUUGUGUUGGCCUCUGAGACUGAAGAAUGGCGUUAUGAUCACCAUGAGUUAAGUGACUCAGACUCUGAGGCCGACUUUUCAGCAGCAAUGGCUCCCCCAGUCCCCAGUGCCGUGCCCAUAACUGGAGAGUCCUAUUGUGGUUGCGAUUCCCAGGCUGAGAGCAGCUACAAUCCCCGGCUGCGAGGUUUUCACCAAGUUAGAGACUGCCACUGUGGAGAGGAGGACCAAGAGUUUGACUGGGUUUGGGAUACAAACAGCCGAUCCACAGCAACAUUACUGAGCUGUGACAAUCGUAAGGUCAACUUUCACAGUGAGUACAGCUGUGGCACAGCAGCAAUCCGCGGUUCCAAGGAGCUGGCAGAAGGCCAACACUUCUGGGAGAUCAAGAUGACUUCUCCCGUGUAUGGAACUGACAUGAUGGUUGGCAUUGGUACAUCUGAUGUCAACCUGGACAAAUACAGACAUACAUUCUGCAGCUUGCUGGGAAAAGACACAGACAGCUGGGGUCUUUCUUACACUGGAUUAUUGCACCACAGAGGCGAUAAGAUGAACUUCUCUUCCCGUUUCGGACAGGGAUCUAUCAUUGGAUUACAUCUGGAUACAUGGCAUGGCACACUUACGUUCUUUAAGAAUCGCAAGUGUAUAGGUGUGGCUGCCACAGAGUUGCAGAAUAAGAGGUUUUAUCCAAUGGCGUGCUCCACAGCGGCAAAGAGCAGCAUGAAGGUGAUCCGAUCGUGCUCCGUGCCCACCUCCCUGCUCUACCUUUGCUGCGCUCGCCUGCGCCAGCUGAUGCCAGACUGCAUCGACGCCCUCGAUGUAUUGCCGCUGCCGCCUGGUCUUCGCCAGCUGUUGCACAACAAGCUGGGGUGGGUUCUUAAUCUCAACAGCGGCAACAUAGAAGAAAUGACAGAUGGAUCCGAGCGGGCCUCAAGUCUGUCUGCCCCUCUCUUAGCUGGACCGUCCUCCUCUGAGAGUGAUUCUGAGGGUUGUCCCUCUGACCUGGAGGGCUGUCAGAGGAAGAGAUGCCGCUGGAUGUGAUUGGACAGCUCAAUUUUUACCUCCUGGUAAACGUAUAUGAACAGCGGUUACUGCCCUGUAAUCUGGUAUUACCUGCCUGUCUCCAACUUUCCUCAAUGAAGAAGCUGCAAAUAUUGAAGAAAAUGACAACCAGACAAAGCUGGAGCAGAGGAAGGCAGAAAACCGAAGGCUGUUACUCUGCCUGCACGUACAUACAUGUAGUUGCUGUGAUCUUUUAUUACAUUUGGAAUCCAUUCAAAAGUUUCAGUACUCCUCAUACUACACUCAAUAUCCAAAUCAGCUUCAGGAAAAAGUGAAAAUAAUGUUUUGUUGCCCAGCGUAUUUUUGUUGCUGAUCACUUGGUGGCGAAAGUGGACUUAUUUGGAAAUAGGCCAUAAAGUGCGAUAUCUAAACGUAGAUGUUUGACUGAAUUUUGGUGUACAUCUUCAUAUGUUUCUAUAAAAGAUAGGUUAAAAAAAAAAAACUGUACAGCUGCUCAUGUUUUUAUCUUCUGUGGAAAUAAUGUAUAUUUUUGUCAGCCAUAAUGUUACGAGAGCAUUAUCAAAAUUAUCUGUCUUAAAAGCAUCUGUAACUGUCUGUUUGCCAAAUAGAGAAUUCGGGGCGGAUGUGGUUCCGCUACUGGAAUGAACAAGAACGAAAACGCCAAAAGUAAAUCACAGAAUGAAUCAGAGUUCACAUUACAGCGUCUUGCCGUCGAUAUAAACCGUAAGUGUUUUAUACCCGAUAGUUGAUCCCGUUGUUUUUGUUUGUUUUAACCCUUGCUGUGAAGUGGGAAAAGGCUAAAGUAAGUGUCUGUGUCCACGAGCAAUUUUAGUCAGAUUUGUUGGGGAAAGUCAGUGGACCAUCGUCUCCCAACUCAGGUCAAAGUCAAAGGUCAAAGCCAAGUCUCAAAUACAUGGCAAUGUUUUCCAAAGUCAAGUAGCAGUUUCAGUCAUGCUUGAUGGAUAAUAUCAGUGGGUUGUACUCUCACAACACAGGUCACAUUAAUGUCAAAGGUCAUCUCAGAGGUCAUCAUCUGACAAAACACAAAUGUCCACAUCUCAGGAACUCAAAAAUUGAAAUUGAUAUGUAAUUUUUUGCGUAGACGCCUGCUGUCCUGGGGCUAGCGAGUGCAUAACAUAUGACUUAAAUGAUUUUACGUGAUGUCAACUAAAGAUGAAAAUUUGCUAUUCAGGAAAAUUUUGACCUUCAUGAAUGAUUUCAUUAAACGUGGCAUGUACGCUCUCCCGUGCGGCUUAAACUUCUCAGACAUGGUACACAUUUUCACUUAAAUGUUACUUUCAUAUUAAACUGAUAGACUAUCUGUAUGGAAAAACUUCACAUUUACUGUAAUAAAACUAACAUUAUUAAACUGCUGCUUUGUGAUAGAUGCAUGAAAAAAAAAAUUCAUAAAAACUAGAUGCAAUGAUUAUUUGGCCUUGGCUGUUGCUGAUUUAGCGUUUAU